Messenger RNA from Leptosia nina, 501 nucleotides. NCBI's taxonomy places the organism in Eukaryota, Metazoa, Arthropoda, Insecta, Lepidoptera, Pieridae. The record is from the annotation of a GenBank genome assembly.
AUGAAUAAGUUCAGCGCUGUGUUUUUAUUUGUUUUGCUUAGCAAUGCAGCCCUUGGCUUUAGAGUUAGACGACAAUCAACAAAUGCGCAGGACUUGGAUGACAGAUACGGCUGGGGUAACCCUAACAAUCCGUGGCAACCUAAUCCCUGGAUGGGACCAAGACCUACUAACCCAUGGAUGAGACCAUCGAACCCCUGGAAUGUUCCUCCAAAUCCAUAUCCUAACCCCUUCCCAGUAGAUCCUAUCCCCAAUCCAUUUCCUACAAUCCCACCAGUAACUACUACAACGCAGUCAUCAAACAGUCCCUCAACUGAGUCUGCUGCGGUCCAGGCUUGUGUCACAUCCUGCCCAGUGACCUCAGAGUACAAUCCAGUCUGUGGAUCGAAUGGCAACACUUACGACAACCCUGGAAGACUUGAUUGUGCUCAGAGAUGUGGCGUCUCCGUAACCCUAUUGCGACAGUCCAGAUGCCCUCCAGCCACACCCGCACCAACCGCAUAA